AUGGAGGAGGUUAAAUACCUGAGUUCGAAAGGCGUCUUCGAGAUUCCUCCACCCUCAUUAUUGAAGGAGCUGAUAUCCUCCUACAUCGAAUGGGUCCACGUCGUGUUACCGAUUCUUGAUAUUGACACUGUCACUUCUGUCUUGUUACCAACCAGCAACACCCAAACAAGCCUACUCCUGUUCCAGGCCAUUGUUUAUGCCAGCUCCACAUUCGUUGACGAAGAAAAACUUCGGCUGUCCGGCUUUACAGAGCGACGUGCUGCACAGGAUUUAUUCUUCAAACGUGUCAAACUAUUGCUUGACUUCAACUACGAGUGCGACCGGCUUUGUCUACUGCAGACUACAAUUCUGAUGUCUCUGCGUCAAGACGACAAGGUAUCACUGAAAGACUGCCGCCACUAUCUGACUCUUGGAUAUUCGAUAGCCCAGCUGAUGGGCUUCUGCUAUGAGAGCACUUAUGCUAAACACCCUCCCGAGACAAGUACUCUUUUGCGAGGAGUCUGGUGGUGUCUAUAUUCGCGAGAUAAGCUGUUGGCUAUCGCAACGAUGCAGCCCCCUUUAAUCAAGGAGGCCGACUUUAAUGUCGAUCCCUCCACGCUCCUUGUCGAUGAUCUGGCGAACAUAGGUGUUCCAUCACAGUACCCACGAUUACUUCAUUCUUUGGGAGACUACGGUCCGAAAUUCGAGGUUCAUGAGCAACAGCCCGCUCUUCUCUUUCUCGAGCAAACAAGGCUCUGCUUGCAGAUAGGCAGCAUUUUGAAUGACCUGUACCGCCCAGUUGCGGCCUUCUCUGACAGUUAUCGCCCUAGAGCCUCACUUACUACCUGUCCAGUUCCAAAGGAAACAGCAAAAGCACAUCAACGCAGUCUGGAGAAGUGGUGGCAAGGGUCACAAACACAAUUUCAAUUAAGUCCUCUGAACACUGAUAGCCAGUUUCGGGUAACAGGCUACCAGCAAAGACAAAUCUUCCAACAUGGGAUACUAGCUAUCUUCUAUUUCGCGACGUCUAUAACCUUGCACCAAUGGCUGGCUCUGUCGAGUAUUCCUACGUCUCCUUCGGUGGAAGAAAAAUCACGCCACUGUUCAUCCCUUGAGUUGGACUCUCACAUGAUUUUGUAUGUGUGGAAGAUUGUGAGCUCUAUCGACUUGGGUAAAGUCGUCGAGCUCGGCGGCCACUUAUGUGUCAUUCGGGCAAUUGGCUGCCUCACACAGACAAUGCAAACUCAGCAGUACUUGGGUUUGGGUGCGAGCGCGAGCCGCAUCCAAGAUAUCAAAAUGUGCCUCCAGUCUCUUCGAGCAUCCCAACACCUCUGCCACCGGCGCGGAUCAGACUCGAGAAGUUAUUGGCAUAGGUCGAAGGACGCGAUUCGAGACAAUCAAGCCGUGUCGAUUGACUCGGAAACCGCGAUGAUCGAGCUUCAUCGAGAUGAAAAAGCACUGUCGCCAGAUACCAGCACAGGCUUUUCCUUAGCGUCGGGGUUUUCCAGGAACCCACAAAGCGGCGGAUCGUUCUACGUGUUGGAGGACGAAGAUUUCCUGGCGCAAACCGUGUCUGACGAGCACAUUCAACUUGCUGGUGAGGAGCCAGUCAAUCCAAUGCGGUGGGACGGAAUAUGGGGAGCAGAUAUAAAUGUCGAAAACUAG
Cladophialophora psammophila CBS 110553 is the source of this 1644-nucleotide messenger RNA. RefSeq lists its product as uncharacterized. Gene Ontology annotation, molecular function: zinc ion binding; DNA binding. Lineage: Eukaryota; Fungi; Ascomycota; Eurotiomycetes; Chaetothyriales; Herpotrichiellaceae. The transcript is spliced from 3 exons. The coding region runs from base 1 to 1644 and encodes 547 amino acids. Gene Ontology annotation, biological process: DNA-templated transcription. The record is from RefSeq and is a predicted model, not a curated record.